Molecule: messenger RNA, 4603 nt
Organism: Arachis duranensis
Lineage: Eukaryota; Viridiplantae; Streptophyta; Magnoliopsida; Fabales; Fabaceae
Product: zinc finger CCCH domain-containing protein 38
Exons: 4
Coding region: 2183-4375 (730 amino acids)
Molecular function (GO): metal ion binding
Source: RefSeq, a predicted model, not a curated record
CUCUUCUUCCUAUUCCUAUUCUAGGGUUUAUUCUAUUUUUUAUUUUUUAUUUUGAUUUGGUUCUGCUUAUUUCCUUUUUUGAUACUCAGUUCUGCCUAUUUCUUAUUCCUAUGUCUUUAAUGCCUUUUUAAACGCGAGAAUGGCUAAUUAGUACCCUAUGAUUUUGAAUUCGAAGCGAUGCCAUUGAAUCGGGACCCUCUUUUGCUACUUAUUCGUGAUUAUUUACAGCGCUUUUGUAUGAUAUGAUACUCUCAUGAUCUUCUUUACUAUCCCUAAUCCUACUGAGUUUCACUGUUUACAAUGCUUAAAUAUUAUUAAACUAAAACUAAUGGAAGAAAACCUAUAAUAGCACUUCAUAUCCCCCAAAAAAGGUCAAAACAAACAAGUCUUGGAUCCGUAUAAACCGUGCACCUAGCUGGUUGAGUAGAUGAUAAGAAAUUGGAAAUUGUUAGGUAGUGGAGUUGGCAGUCUUCUAUAAUGCUUUAGUUAGUUGUAUGUAUAUGAGUAAGAGUAAGUGCUAAUAUUCAAGAUACAAUGUUUCUGCAGUAUAUAUCAAAUCUUCUUGUCAUUAAUGCCUGGAGGGUGUCACCAAUUGCACUCAAAGUAGCUGGUGCAAAAAUUGCAAAUAAUAUUUUCAAUGCCAUUUGAUUCUUCCACAAGCUUUGGUGGAUCUUUUUUAACACCUAAAUUAUGUUGGGUUGCUUUCCACUGGGGAAUGAAUAAUGGACUACUUGGCUUUGUGAUUGUGAGAGUAGCUGAUUUCUUAUUCUUUAUUUAUAGAUUUUGUAAAGAUAAAGAUGCUGUACAAGAUCCAUCAUGAAUGUAGUUUUUUCAUGGUUUUCUCAGAAUAGGGUUGCUAAGUUUGUAGUCUGUUUGGAGAUUCAAAUUGGCAAGCACCUUCGUUACUCGUCGCUGAAGUUAAAUUCACAUCAAUAUUUAGAAUGUGGAAUUGUAUCAUCUCGGUAGACGUAAAUUGUUAGAUAAAUUAGUCAUAGCACUAUCCAGUUGUGAGAAUGAGAUUUUGGGCAUUAUUGAGAUAAAUUUACAAUUACAUCCGUUUGUGCGCCAUUCUGAGGCAUUAUUGGCAUCCUUAGUCUAAUCGUUUCUUGAAGUUUCGGGUGUUGGCGAUUAGUCAAAGGUAUUCGAUUUGUUGUAUCUACUUAGAAUUGGUUUAACAAGUACACAUAUGCCUCUAACAAGUUCCCAUACGUCCAGUAACAAUAUUUCAUUAGCACUCUUAUACACAGUAUAACUUAAAACAGUAAAAGACUUGAAAAAAUAUAAAACGAAAAAGGUAAAACAAUUACAACGAUAAAAGAUUUUUGCUCCUCUGGGAAGAAGUUAUUAUCAGCAAAUCAAAUGUUGCAGAGAUGGAAGCAAAGAAGAACUAGAACAGAUAAAAUUCUCAUGAAAAGAGAGAAGUUCAAUCGGGAAAUUCUUGUGAUUAAUAAGGAGAGCAAACUAACUAUACAAAACAAGUCUCCUAACCGAGUUGGGGAAGGGGAGCGGUUAUUAAAUAUUAAGUAACCACAGUAAACAUGAUCAAAUGAUGUAUGCCACAACAAACUAACACUUUGGUGGAUAGAUUUUAUUUCUCGUUAUCAUUCCUCCAAGUAGCACUCUUAUUUUUUCAUUUUGAUCGACCACCAACAACAUGCUUCAUAGUAGCUUUUUCCUUCCAUCCGUAUUCUGUGAAUAUACUGAGUCUUACAUAGUAUCGGCUCAACUCUUGACGUAUGAUACCUACUCAAGCACUUAUUUGGGUAUGCAUGAGAUAGAAAUCGAGACAUGUACGACUGAAGUAAAUCUUCCUAGUCUCGUACUGAGCAUAGAACUGGGAUUAAUGAUUUAAUUUUGCUUCUCUGCAUGCGUUUUUUCUUUCAAGAAUGGAUUUUUGUGUUCUCUCUAAAUUCUUUUCUGUUUUAAAAAACGUUCGGUUAUGAUUACUGAGUUGUUGACUCCCGUGGUUGGUGACUUGAUGUGAACUUUGACGGGACAGUUCUUGUAGCUUCAGAUUUUUUGUGGUCAUUUUUUUUAGUCUUCUUUUCAUUUGAAAACUCUGUUCUUUCUGUUUCCUAGCCUGCCAUAUAUAUCAGAUUUAUGACAUUUCUUUUGGUGUUUGUUUCAAAUUCAGAGAACUCUGCAGUAAUUAAAUUGAUCCUAUAACAUUGCGGGAAGAAAGAUGAGUGAACCUGGCAGAAAGCACUCUUCAAGGAGGGAUUUGAGAGAUGAUGCUGAAUUUGCAAGAAGUAGCCGGAGUAGGAGCCCUGCAUGCGAUUUCAGGUGGGAUUCAGAAGCCAGUGACAGAAAAAGAAUGAGGUCUGGAGGAUCAACACGACCAUGUAGAGAUUUCGCUGUUGGAAACUGCAGAAGAGGCAGCCAUUGCCAUUUCCUUCAUGAUGAUAAUCAAAACUAUGAUGAUGGCUGGGAAAGUAGAAGCAGGCAAGACAGAGCUCUCAGAUAUUCUGCACCCCAUGAGGGUGGGGACUAUUCUCUUAGAAGUGGAAGAUCUAAUGAUGCUUGUAUUAAUUUUGCAAAAGGAUGGUGUAGAAUGGGAGCAUCAUGCAAGUAUGUACAUCAUCACAACAAUUCUGAUGGGUUUCGUGAAAUUUCCGUUGCAGAAUCAACUAGAGAAAGGGAAAUUGAUAGGAGGCACAUGGAGAGUUCUUAUGAGUGGGAUGGUGCGCAUCGUCCAAAUCACAGUGGGGAUAUUCCUUGCAAAUUUUUUGCUUUUGGCAAUUGUCGAAACGGUAAAAAUUGCAGGUUUUCUCAUGAUAGUCAAGCAUUUCAGAGGCCUAACAGAAGUUUAAGGGAUGAUAGGACGAGUUAUUAUGGUGAACAUGAGGCAUUGGAUAUACAAAAAUUGAAUGAUUCGAUUAGUCCGAAUGGAAGGCUAAGGGAUGACAGAUGUGGUUUCAAAAGCAACAUGGCUGAUGUAGAUGAAGCUUGGGAUGGUCCAGAAAAGAAUGACUUGGGUGCUGUCGUUGAUACAGAAAACCUGGUUGAGGACAACACAAACAGAAUUUCAGGUGCCACAGAGCCGAGUUUCACUCAUCGGCCAAUGAAUGAUGUAUUGGACUGCCGUUUAGAUAAGGGCAGAGUGCAUGCUCAAUCACCGUUUCCAAGUGCGAAGAACGAUACCAACUAUUGGGAGACACAAAAGGCUGGAGACAACAUGCGCAGUACCCAGUCAAUAAAUACAGUGAUUUGGCCAGGUGAUGAAAAAAUGUCUCCCGAUUGGAAGUUUGGUGUGGGAUCUUUCUGCGGAACUGAAGAGAAGCAUGAGCAGAAUAAACAAGAAGUUACUCCAGGACAAAGAUUUAAUCAGAAUGCUCAGGAUCUAAAUGCUUCAAGCUGUCAGGUUGUUGGUCAAAGUCAAAUGCCAGUUUCCGUUGCUGCUUCAAGAGUGGGAAUUGUAGAAGGUAUGCAGAACCAGGAAAUCAAUGUGGAGAAAAAGUACACUGCUGAGCCAAACAUCAUGGAGGCGAUUCUAUCACAAAUUAGUUCAAGAGAUCCUUUAUCUCAGAACAUGGUUAGCAAAGAACGGCUUGCUCAACUAACCAGCAUCUCAGCCACUCUGGCACAUAUCAUUGGUUCAGCUAAGCAGCUUCCACAACUUAAUGCUACUUCAAAUUCUCAUGAUGCAAGGGAUACUCCUUUACUAGGCAAAUCUGAAGGGUCUUAUUCUAAUAAUAAGCCAGUUUUUACGUUCGCCAAGUCAGAUCCUGCCGUUGGAUCACAGAAGCAGUAUGAUCCAAUUUGUGACAGUAUUGAAACUAAGGAUGCUCAUGCAAAUGGCGUCCCGCCAUACUUUUCCCCAAUUGUAAAAAUUAUAAAUGAAGCGGAAGAAAUUCCAGCACCAUCAUCUAAGUCAACAAGACAAAAUCUUGAUUAUUCUCGUAAAACUGCCUUUCCAGAAGGACCACUUGUUAAGUGUGACCACUCUAUUCAGUUGCAGCAGCAAGGUGAAAAUAUUGAGAUUAAUAAGGAGAAAGAUGUAGUGAUAGCUGAAGAAAAGCAAAGUUUACAAUGUGCUAAAGAAAUCACGAAAGAGAAUAUUCCUAUGGAAAACAUGGAUCAAACUGGUGGAACUGAUGAAGCCAAGAAAACAAAGGAUGUUAAAGGGGUUCGUGCAUUUAAAUAUUCAUUGGUGGAGUUUGUUAAGGAGCUGCUAAAACCAACAUGGAAAGAAGGCCAAAUCACCAAAGAAGAUUAUAAAUCAAUUGUGAAGAAAGUUGCUGAUAAAGUAGUUGGCACGGUGCAGCGGGCACAUAUUCCUCAAACGCAAGAGAAAAUUGACCACUACCUAUCAUUGUCAAAACCAAAGCUUAACAAACUUCUACAGGCAUAUGUAGAAAAGGCACAGAAGGCAUAGGCAUGUGCAGAAAUUUGGCUGUGUAAUUUGUUGACUAUGUUUAUAUAUUGCUUCAUUUUUCUUUUUUCCUUUAUUUUUUUGGGUACCCUUUUAGAUCAGUUGAUAAUCUAAUGGAGUAGUAGCCCUUGCAGCUCGUGUACAUACAAACUCGGCAAAAACGACUGAUGCUAUUAUACAUUAGCUUAUAAGUUAUAACUUGCUUACAGCCCUAAUACUUAUAGGGGUUCA